This is a messenger RNA of Etheostoma cragini (Arkansas darter), 1499 nucleotides long. RefSeq names its product MARVEL domain containing 3 (gene marveld3). The record is from RefSeq and is a predicted model, not a curated record. Gene Ontology annotation, cellular component: membrane. NCBI's taxonomy places the organism in Eukaryota, Metazoa, Chordata, Actinopteri, Perciformes, Percidae. The transcript is spliced from 4 exons. Bases 462 to 1433 code for a protein of 323 amino acids.
GCGUUUACGUCCGGGUUGGGGCAUGAAUCGCAACAUUCUUGUUUUUGAAAGUUGAACACGACUGAAAACUAACGAUUUAAUAGGCUACUUUUCCGUUUGUGUUCCAGGUCACACUAGUGAAGCUGCAUAUGUGUCCUGUAAUAAUUAGAUCUAACUAACCAGAAAUUAAAUGUGGCAAGUUGUCUGGUUUAGUCAUACACAAUAAAUAUAACAAAGUAGACCUAGCCUACAAUACAGUACAAUCAUACAUAAUGUAUAGGCCGCACUAUAAACUACUCUACGCUGGGGCAAGAAACCUUACGUUAGAUUAGCAGAAAUUGCACAUGUGAGCUCUAGUGGGCGUGGCACAGAACAGGUGAGUGGCAUGAGGAAAUCUGAAACACAGGAAGCUGAGAAAGUUUUCUUCUCGGUAUAAACGGAAACAAGAUCACUUGGUUUACGGAGUCCGAAGGAAGAGGACGAUGCCAGAGAGGGGGAGACACCACCAGAGGAGUGACUUGUAUGAGUACAACAGCAGGGACAGGGAAUACUCACACAAUGAAGACAACGCUUCAUAUGAUGGCAGAGGCAUCAACCUGAAGCCAAGAGGCAUUGACGAGAGACAUGGACGAGGCUCUGCCGGUGACAGAAGGGCCAAACAAAACAGACAGAUUGACAUGACAACUACGUCUCACAAUGAGUCACCUGUUUACAGAGACCGAGACCAUGAAGUACCCUCAAGACUGUCCAAUGAAGCUGCAGCGUAUCACCCUGGAGGGGAGUAUAAUAAACCACAGCACAGACAAGCUCUUUACAAUCUCAGAUACAUCUUAACCAGCAGAGGUCUCUGCCAACUUCUGGAGCUGUUUGUUAAUCUGCUUCUUGUCAUCUGUGCCGGAGUGCCAUACAGCAACAACGGGGGUUACCGUGACCUGGCAAGUUUAGGGGGACUCUACCAUUAUUACUUUGGUGGAGCCAACGCCUUCAGUGGAGCCGAGGCUGACAGGGUGAAGGAGCUGGACCGGCUGUUCCAACAGCUCUCGCGGCCUCCGUAUGUCUUCACCAUGGCCUGCGGUGGGGCCAUAAUGAUCUACGCCUGUGCCAUGCUUGCCCUGGGGAUUUUCAGGGUCCCUUACCGCUGGCCUCCCAUGCUGCUGGGAGAGUCUCUGCUGAACCUCUUGAUUGGCCUGGGCUACAUCCCAGCGCUGGCCUUCUACUUUAUUAAGCUGCAGGGAACCUACAACGAUCCCAUCUGUAUGGAGAGAGAGAAGUUGUACAAGAGCAAAGGGCACAAGGGCUUUGAGUGCCAGUUCAACGGUGCAGAUAUUGCAGGAGGUCUCUUUGGGGUGGUGGGGGUGUUUGUUUUCAUCUUUGGUGCGGUGUUAGCUGUCAGAGCUUUCAGGUCAGUGCGGGAGCUAAAGAAGCAAACGAGAAAUGAGGUCAACAAUUUGUAAGACUUUUCUCCUGGGGAUAUUUGAACAAAAAGUGUGAUUGAUUACAAAUCCCUGUGACAAGAAAAA